Psylliodes chrysocephalus is the source of this 1053-nucleotide messenger RNA. The record is from the annotation of a GenBank genome assembly. Lineage: Eukaryota; Metazoa; Arthropoda; Insecta; Coleoptera; Chrysomelidae.
AUGUCUUGGACUAGACAGGAAGUGUCAAUUCUGAUUGAGGAGUAUCAGAAAUACCCUUGCUUGUAUCAAGUAAAAGACAAGCAAUACAAAAAUAAACACGCAAGAAUGAGAGCUCUUGUAUCAAUAAAAAAUGCACUUACACCUAUGAAAGAAGAUGUUGAAAUACCUGAAAUUAAAUCAAAGUUUAACAACUUAAAAACAAAUGUUCUUCAGGAAUAUCGAAAGGUGCAAAAGUCGAAAUCUAGUGGAUCCGGAACAGACGAGUUGUAUGAGCCAACACUCUGGUACUAUAGGGCUAUGCUAUUUGUACUUGACCACACAGUACCACGAAAAGCUUUAGAUUCUUUGAGUGAAGAUAUAUUUGACGAAUUAAGAGAUGAGAAUGUGUCUCAAACAUAUACAGUUAUGAAUGAUGGGGAACUGUUCGAGGAAGAAAUUGAAUUGGAACAAGGAGAAAACAUUGAAAAUAUAAGGCCAAAUAUUUCUUCUAGUGAUAGCGAAAGGCCUCAGAGUUCAUCCACUAUUUUGAGCAAUGCUCAAGUAACACCAACUUUUCAAAAUAAUGAAACUAGCGGACCUAGAAGAGGGAAAAAAAGAAACAUAGAUGAAGAGUCUAGAUACUUAAUGGAGACGGCAAACGCAAUGAAGAAUAUAUCAUCAUAUAUAGGACAAGAGAAGGAAAAGAAGGAAGAAGAAAAGGAUGAGUCUGAAAUAUUUGGAAAUUUUGUGGCUUCUAAAAUGCGACAAAUUUCAGACGAAUCUAUAAAAUUAGAAACAGAACAAAAAAUUUGUAUAAAUAAGGCAUACAUCACAGCCUGCAUCUGCCUGAGCAAGAACAGGCUUCGUAUUGUAACAGGGAUCCUUACCGGGCAUUAUCGACUUAGAGGACACCUUAGUAAACUGAGAGUAGUAGACGAUAGUGAGUGCAGAUUCUGUGAGGAGGAGGACGAAACCUCCAUUCACAUUCUAACUGAAUGUGCAGUACUCCAGAAUCCAAGGGCACUAUACCUAGUAGGAGGAUACCAAAUGGAAAAGAGAGAGAGAUUUACCUAA